Messenger RNA from Bicyclus anynana (squinting bush brown), 848 nucleotides. RefSeq names its product protein ABHD11. NCBI's taxonomy places the organism in Eukaryota, Metazoa, Arthropoda, Insecta, Lepidoptera, Nymphalidae. The record is from RefSeq and is a predicted model, not a curated record. Gene Ontology annotation, cellular component: mitochondrion. The coding region runs from base 1 to 846 and encodes 281 amino acids. The transcript has 4 exons.
AUGGAGCGAAUACCAACCAAAUCUGCAGUUAACUUGUCAUACAAAAUUUAUGGGGAACCAACGAUAUACCAUGAACCACCGAUACUUUUGGUACAUGGCCUUUUAGGUUGCAAGAAGCAUUGGGACGAUAUAGGGAAGACAAUAGUGAAUGUUGUAAAGAAAGCAGUUGUAUCUAUUGAUUUAAGAAAUCACGGCCACAGUCCACAUGCCAACUCGCACAAAUACGAAGAUCUCGUGGGUGAUAUCUUGAUACUGCUAGACAAACUGUCAAUAAAGCGAGCUAGUCUCGUUGGUCAUUGUAUGGGUGGUAAAGUUGUGAUGGGUGUAUCGCUUGCAGCGCCCGACAAAGUAGCUGGACUUUUGGUCGUGGAUAUUUCUCCGGUGUCGACCGCCCGACACUCAGAUUCCUUACCAGAAAUCCUAGUAGCUAUGAACAAUGUAGAUUUUAAGAAAGCUAAGAAAAUACGUGCAGCAAAAAAAGAAGUCAAAAAACAACUAAAACCUAUAGUGAAAGACCAUCACUUGUUAAAGGCAAUACUAUGGAACGUAAUAAAGAAAUCUAAUCACAAGAUUGGUUGGGCGUGCAACCUCGAUAUUUUGGUCAAACAUUUCAAAUACAUAAAAUCGUUUCCGGACAUAAUGAGAAAGCAAUCAUUUUACGGGCCUACGUUAUUCAUAGGCGGGCAGCUAUCGGAAUAUCUUCCAGCUGAUGAUUUGCCCGCAAUCCGAGAGAUGUUCCCCCGCGCGGUGGUGUCCUACAUUCCUGAAGUGGGACACAAUUUGCAUUCUGAGGACACGAAAACUUUUUUGGAAAUUGCCAUUGCUUUCCUGAAGACAAAUAAAUAAAG